AUGACAAAUUUCUUGUGGCAAAAUCUGGAGAAGACAGAUUUGGGGGACAUGUGGUUCAAACAAGACGGUGCCACGUGCCACAUUGCUAACGCCAUCACUAAUAACAUAUUGGAGGGGGAUGGUGAAAGGGUGAUUUCACGAAAAGCAACUGAAACUGAUGUGAAACAAGGGGAUAAUGAACUGUAUUUUCUUAAUGAUUCUCCGGAAGAUAAGAUUGAAGGAAGUGCUUUAGAUGAAGAAUUUGGAUCAGACCUGGAACAUUCUUCUGGACGAGGAGUAGAUGAUGAAGAUGCUCCAGGAUCUGGGUUUGGACCAGAUGAUGAUGAAGAUGAAGAAGAUGAAGAUGCUGGUUCAGGUGGAUUAUCCCCCUUAGAACACCCUCAUAAUCCAAUAAAGACUACGACAAUGUCCACUACAACUACUGUUAGAGUUAGGGUUCCAGAUAAUAAGGAAUACCCACCACCACUUCCUGAUGAGGAGAACAGAAUACCUGAUGCUUUAGAACCUGUUACUCAUGAAACAUCAACAAAAAAUAAUGUACAUAAUGUACCAGAUGCAGUUCCAACCAAAUUUACUGAUUCAAAUACACAGAGUAAUGAAGUUCAUAUUAUGGGUCAGAAACAAGAAGAAAGGCAAACAUCAUUUUUCGGCCAACCAGGAAUACUUGCAGCUGUCAUCGGAGGAGCUGUUGUUGGCCUGCUUUGUGCCAUACUUUUGGUUAUGUUUAUUGUGUACCGAAUGCGGAAAAAAGAUGAAGGAAGCUAUGCAUUAGAUGAGCCAAAAAGGUCUCCUACUGUAAAUUCGUACACACGCAGCAGCAACAAGGAGUUCUAUGCUUAACUAUCUUGUCAAAAUUGAAUGAAAGGAAACACAAACUUCCAGGAUGGACUUUUUUAAUUUAGAUAUAUGGAGAGGAGGUUAUUGAAAUGUGUGAGUGAUAAAGAAUGCAAGUCCUUCUUCAGACAUCUCUGGUGCACGCAGCUAGAACUCUUUUUGAAUGUAAUGAGCUGCAGUUGCUGCGUUUUCACAGAACCAAACAAUGCCAUUGUCAUAUUUUUGUUCAUUCUGUUUGUUGUUUGUUAAUGUUUGAACUGAGUUGAGUUACUUGGAUUCACCUUUACCUUUUGAACAUUUUGCUGAUUGCUACUGGAAUGUAAAUGUAGUAAAUCAGAUCAGCAGAAAAAGGGCUUCUUUCCUUCUAGCCCUCACUGCAUCUAGAAUGGCACCCUUUUCCAUAACAUCAGUUGUGUUAUAGAUGUCGUAGAUGUGCAUAUGUAACUGACUCUCACUUAUUUCCUUUAAUAUCAUGUAAAUACAGGGGUGACUGUUGAGGAAAUGUCAGUUAUGAUUAUAAUUUUAAUGCAUUUUUUUCCCCUUUUUAAUAAAAAAAAAAUUACAAAUCUUUUUUAUGCUACACCAAAACAUAUUGUCAUAAAAAUUAUAAUAUCCCAGAUAUCUUUUUAAAUCAUAAGUAUAGUGUUAUAACAUGGAUGUUUACUCAGUCACCCCUGGCAAUGGUAAUUACUAGCUAAAGGGGGUUAUUUAUUACAAACUUUAGACUUAUGUCAUAUAUAUGAUUUACAUUGCUAUUAUUGCAUGAUACAAAUUAUACCUUUGAUGCAGUAACAUUCCAUACCUUUUCUUGUAGUUAAAUAUUCUUGAUGCCUGUCAAAUGGUAAAACAUGUCCAUUGCAUUUCCGGACCGUUAUACAAUCUGUCGUUUAAAUAAAUGAAGUGUUUACAUAAAACAAAUUUUCUACAAGUUUUGUCAGUGUUGAAUGUAUUAUGAGUAAUGAUAUUUUUAGCUGUUUCCCGUCUGAGAAUGAAAUAUCUGCUCAUUUUUUAAUUGUAUUGAAAUGUUAAAACUAUAUUAUACCAAUGCAGGCAUUUUUGAUAUUUUCCCAACUUGCCAUUUUCACUGUGCUUGCUGUAGAUAUAUUUAUUUAAGUAUCUUCUUUUAUCUGUUUUUACCAUAUAGCUUAAGGAAUUUUAAUUUAAAAUAACUUUAAAUGCUUUCAGUACUUUCAUUCAACUAAACUUUUCUUUUUUGAAGUUAGAGUAAUCAGUCACUUCCACAAAAAGAUCUUUUCAUUUUGUAUAAAAAGAGAACAGCGGAAUGUGACAGUUUAAUGAAUUAUAUUAAUGACAAUCUUGGGCUGGUUGUCCAUGUUUAUAUUUCCUCUUUCAUUGUUUCCUUCCUUAUUAUCAGUUGUUAAAUUUUUUUUGGGGGGGGAGAAUAAGUUUCUAUUUAAAUUUGAAAUUUUUUUUUUUUUUUUUUUUUUUUUUUUUUAUAGUAUGCCGAUAAAAUUUUAAAAUGACACUAACUUUUGAAUUUACAUGUAUUAUAUAAUUUUUUACUUUAAUUAGCAAUUUAGUUACAUUAUUUUUACCAUUUUUUCAUGUAUUAAAUCGCUCUAAUAUUACACAUGAUAUAUAUAUCUGCUUUUAUUUUGUUAUUAUGUAUGCUAUAUAGCAUUUAUUGUACAUCUGCAUUAAGUUCUACUAUUUAUUCAAGUCUCUUAUUUGUGUACUGUGUUCAUAAAAAUGUUUGAAUGCAUGGUUCUUCUGAAAGGAAAAAAAAUAUGAAUUAGAAAUUUCAAAUUUAAUUUUUCUGAAACUGUUUUGUUUUGAAAUAGUCAAUCUCACAUUCUUUGAAAUAAAUCCAUAGCAAGUUUUAUUUCAUUAAGAGUUAGUAAAUUUCUUUUGCCUAGUAACUUGGCAUCAUGGGAAAAGUUUAAUAGUUUGGCUUUAGUGUAAGUUUUUACUUAAUUUGUAUUAUAAUGAUAAUUGAAAUAAUGUAAAAAUUUAUACCGUAUUCUUGUUUUUAAAUGUAUUUUACCUAGUUAAAAUUUUUUAUAUCGCAUUUGAAUACCAUAUAACAUCAGUUUCAUAUCCUCAUUUGGUAUAAAUAAAGAAUUACUAUACUACAAGUUUUAGAGAUGGUAGUUUAUAAAAGUCGGUAAGCUGUUUCCUGUGGGGAUAUUAUAAUGUCACAGUUAGGAAUAAUCGAAUAUGCCAGAAGUAUGGUUUAUUGUGAUGAUACAUUGAACAAGUGCUAACAAUGCAUGUAAUGGAUAUUUGAUUUAUAGAAAAUUUUUAUAUCUGUAUAUGUAUUAAAAUUUUUCAUCAGUGAAGAUGUAAAAAGUGUGUUUUCUAAAGUAAAUGUGAGUCUUGUGGAUUAAGGUAAGGAAUCGGUGUAACUGCUAUGUGUACUGUCCAGUAUGAAUUUUUGUAAAUUUUGUUUUAUGAUAGAUUUCCUAAUAAUUAAUACAUAUAUAUUAUAUUUAAGAUGGUUUAAUCAUUUAGUAUUUUUUAAAUACUAAAACAGUUUCUAAAAUUAUGCUAGUAAUUUCUGCUAACAGAAAUUGUAUUUAUGCUUUUUUCUGUUAGAUACAUCAUUUUAUUCUGAAAAUUUUUUAUCAUUUGUAUCAAGAUUAUUUGAAUUUCAAAUACUUACAGUGUAUUUUUAUUUUAAAAAUACAGUGGUUCCCUGGUUUUCUGUGUUAGUUAACCAGGCAUAAAAUAAUACCUUUUAAACAAGUUAAAUAGCAAGUUUAAUAACUUUUAUUUUAUAUAGCCUUGUUAUUAGUUGUUAAUUUGGGGGGGGGGGGGGUAAUUUUCUAUUUACAUUUAAAAAGGUGCAUGUUAUACUGAUAUAUUUUUAAAAUUAAAUUGUAUUAUAUAAUUUUUUUACUUUAAUUAGCAAUUUUCAUUUUUUCAUAUAUUAAAUUAUAGUUUUUAUUAUGUGAAUUCUGUAAUUUUAAUAGUUUUUUUCUUUGAGUUUGCCAACUUUUGGCAUCUUUAAAUUGAAAUAAUCAUAAUUUUGAUCUUGUAAAUAUGCAUGUCCUUUUUCCUGUAUACAGGUGAAAGAUUAUUAAAGGAAAAAUUAUUUUUUUAACUUCUUUAGUUUUAAGCUUUUUCAAUCUCUGAAGUUUAAGACUAGAUUUUUUUUUAUUAUUUUAUUUAUUUUUUUUUUUUUUUUCAAUUUAUUAUUUGAUUUCAUUUGUGUUAAUAUUUUAUUCUAAUUGAUUAAUGUUUAUUAAUUUAAAAUAUAAUUUGCAUUACUUAUGUAUAGAUUUAUGUUAUUGUUAAAGCUCAGAUAUGUUUCUACAAUGCAAAAUAGAAAAAAAAAUAAUAUAAAAAUAAAUGGGAUAACUCAUGAAAAAUCCAGUUGUUGUAUGUUAAUAUUAUUAAUCUUAAGGAAUCUGUUAAUACUACUAACAAAAGAACCACUGUAUUUUUAAAAAAAAUUGUUAUAUACAUAUAAUUAUUCUUAUAUUAUUUUCAAGAUAGUGUGCUGUGUUUAUUCCUAAUCUGCACAAGAUUUAAUCAUGACUAUGGCACAAAAAUUUGUUUGUUUUUUACAUUUGAAUAUAGAAGUUGUGUAAAUGUCUACCUGCAUGCUUAGAUAAUAUUCAGUAUUUACAUUUAUGUGGUAUAAACAAAGUAAAUUUGUACAGUUGUAGUGUAUGGUACUUUACAUUUUUUAAGGAAUAUUUAAACAUUUUAAAUAGUUUACAAAAAACAUUUGUAACUGAGACACUUACUUAUAGUUUUUAAGUUAUGCCAAUUCCUGCUGAAGCUAAAAAAUGCUUAUUUGAACACUAACGAAAGAAAGAGGACCAUUAUGUAUUUUAUAUCCUAGAAUUAACCAUUUCUCUUUUUAAAUGGUAACUAUGCAACACUGAAAAUCAGUCUUGUUUUAGCUGCAUUAUACUCUCUUAACCCAUGAAAUAUCUACUACCCAUAUGCCUUACAUUUAAAUUAUGCAAAAAUACUGACAUAUUCAGUAUUAGGUUUUACCAAAUUUAAGAUUACUUCUGUUAUUAGUGGAGUUAUGAUUUUAGUUAUUUUGAAUUUUAUUACAAAGUAUUAAUUCUUGUUGAAACCUGGCCAAAAUUAUGUAAACCUCCCUUAAAUAUUUUAUAUGACUUUAAAAUAAAUAGAAAACUGUUAUGAUUAUAUUAACAUCAGAACUGCAUUACAGAAUACUAAAAAUAUAGUAUGUAAUUAGAAGGUGGUUUCAAUCAUUUUGGAAGUUCUAAAUAGGAUAAUCAAAAUUUCACACCUGCUAUUUUAUAAGGUCAAUGAAGAAUUAUGGAAAAUACAUACUACUGCACAGUGCAGUGAAUGCAGUUGAAAUAGUUAAAAAUGUUAAUUACUUGCAUGAUAUAUAAUAUGAUCCAGUUUACCUGGAAUGAUUAUACAUCUAAUAUGGGAACUAUGUUUAAAAGUCAUACAGCAAACAUAUAGUUUAGUAACAAUGCUGUGUUCAUUAUUAUAGGUAGUUUUGAGUUCAUGGAUGCUUUGGUUAUCUUGUUAUAAUGUUUUCGUUAUCUUGUUAUAAAUGUAGGUAGGUAAAAAGUUUUCAUCUUCGGAACAUUUAUUUCAUUUAAAGCUUAAUCAUGGUUCCCCAUUUGUGAAAUCUAUUAUCAAGAACGAGAUAAACAAGGAUAAUUUUAAUCUACUUAUAUAUUUCUUCUGUAAGCAUUUUAAACUUAUAUAACAAGUGUUAUAAUUUGUUAAAAAAUGAUACCUUGGACAAUAUUUUACAGUAAAUAUUGUUGAAUGGAAAAAAUUGCAGGAAACGCGGGGGGCAAAUACAUGUAUAGUAAAAAAGUAAAAUAUACAAAAAAUUGUGAACUGAGAUACAUUAAUGUUGCUUGAGAGUCUUAUUAUUAUUUUUUAAUAAAAUAAACAUUACUUGCAUGAAUUCCUUUUAAGGGAAUGAACUAAAUAUCAUUUCAUUAUGCUCCAUAACACAUCAAAUCAUUUAACCCUCUGAGUGGUAUGGCUCUUUUUUUUUUUUUUUUUUACUUAUUGAAGAAGCACAAUAUUUAAAAAAAUAUUAUUAGCUGUCUAAUUACUUUUUUAUGUUUGUUUUGCUAAGCUUCUGUGCCUUAGGAUAAUAUUUAGAUCACUAAAGAAUAUAAAGAAACAAUAUAUUUUAAAUAACGAGUUAAUAUAUAUACUGAUGAAAAAUUUCAUGGCUGAAUAAAAGCUAACGUGCCACUCGGGGUGUUAAUAAAAAAAAUUAAUUUUGCAUAAAGAGACCUAAAUAUAAUUAUUUCCUUUUGCCAAAAAAUAUUCCUGAGACAAAUUAGCUGUGCAAUGCACAUAUGUAUGUUCUUUCAUAAAUUUUAUACUUGCAUGUUUUUUGCUAGAUUGGAGAAAGUUGUAGUGUAAAUGUGCAUUUUUAUAAGACAGGCAAAUUUUAAAUGUUUUGUAUUGCAUUAUGUAUGUCUAUCACCAGCUUGCCUGAAACAUCCAUAUCUGAUGUCAAACAUGUGGUAAAAGGAAUUUUAUUUCAUGUACAUAUUUUAGUCAUAAUAGCCUAAUCAUUCUUCAGUUUUGUUAGAAAAUUUGCUCUAAAGUUCUUCAAAUAUGUAUGAAGGAUUUUUAUUUACAUGUAAAUUUUAAAAUAAGUAAAAAUUAAAUAUAUAAUAAUAUAAUAUAUAAUUUGAUAUUUAUGUAAACAAGUAUAUGCACUGUAAGAUUGCUUUGUUUUAAAAAUAUCAAAAGUAUUCUGAAUGGUCUCAUUCUUCCCCUCAGUCUUUUGUUAUAAAUUCAGAAUUAUUUAUGUGGAUUAUUGCAUGUACAAUAUGUCAUACAUUUUAAGCAUACAAAAUUUUAUACUUUUUACUGAGAUUUUCAUGGGCUAAAUGAACAAUUCCUGUGUUGCUGCUUUUAAUAUACUUUCAAAUUUGUAAAUUUAGAAAAGUUGUUUUUCAAUUGAAGUACAAUUUGUAAAUUAUGCAAAACAACUGUUCAUUAUAGCAUUAAAAAUAUUAAAACUGUGAA
Messenger RNA from Stegodyphus dumicola, 6801 nucleotides. RefSeq lists its product as uncharacterized. Gene Ontology annotation, biological process: cell migration. The record is from RefSeq and is a predicted model, not a curated record. Gene Ontology annotation, cellular component: cell surface; membrane. Lineage: Eukaryota; Metazoa; Arthropoda; Arachnida; Araneae; Eresidae.